AGUCGUUUUGAACGCAGUAAAAGUACUCAGCAGUUCGAGGCAAGUCAUUGAAAUGUCUGCAUUUCUGCGAUCUCUCAAAUUUCCCCGAUGUGUUGUCCGUUUUUCUGACCGUGAUCUGUAGACCCUCAUCUGAAAACGUUAACGGACAACAGAAGACCAUAAUGGUAGCUCAAUGUCGUUUGUUAUGAGGCUAAACCCUGCACCGAGGCAGUUAUCUAGCUAGCUAGGCUAACGUAGUUAGCCAGGAAGUAUGGUCACUCACGCCUACUGCUGGUGGUUGCAUGACGGGUCUCGUAAACACGAAUGAUACUAACUAGCUAGUUAGCUACCGGUAGUUAAUGUAUUGAUAAAUUAAAAUGUCCAGGUGUCAACAGAUUAAUAUGAAAACUGUUUGGCAAAUAAAUCAUGGAAAUGACACGCUAAGCCCUGCUUGCUUGUUUUAGUAGCCGACUCAACUCCACGAUUUACGAUGGAGUUGUGUGGCAACUAGUCUGGGCAGACUGGAGCUCCGACGUCACAUACGUUUUUAUAAAAAAAAUUAAAAAAACGGAUUUCAGCAAACGAACAAUACACAUGACAUUGACAUUGUCCUCUGAAAAUACGUAGUUUUUGAUCGCUUUUAUGUGACAUCGAAACUCCAGUCCGCCACACUAGUCGCUGCUCAACUCCAGUCCACCACACUAGUCGCUGCUCAACUCCAUCGUAAAUCGUUGUUUAGUUGGCUAUUGUUUAGGUAACGUCAAGUAGCUAGUUCCUUCCUGGGCAUAGGCAAAGCCAAGAAAGAGGCUGAUUGUUCGUUUGCCAGUUAGCAAGCUAUUGUGGUGCCAAAUGUGUUUGAAUACUAGGAGCUAGCUUAUGUGUUCUAGCUAACUUGUGCAAUUUUUUUUUUGGCAUGCUCACACCUCAAAGUAACUUAAACCCAGAUCACGCUUUGAAUAUUGGUUGGGUGUGGUUUGUCUUUCUUGUCCUACCACUUCACUUCCAUAAACACAGCUUGUAUUUGGGUAAAUUACUUGUAUCAAUAUUUGCUAAUGAAUGAAACCCUAUUUGUUAAGAGAGCCAGACAGUCCAUGUUUGUGAUUCGCUGCCAUGUUUAGGCCUAGUUAUUUUAACAAUACUUUUAUUUUUUCUGCAGGCUGAAAGCAUUAUCAAUUCUCGUGGCAUUGUAGAAGAUCAAGAUGGAGAGAAUGAAAAUACUGAUGACUCAAACCUCCAAGUAAGAUGGCCUAUACAAAGGUCUAAACAACUAUUAUGUCUCAGAAUUGCUCUGUGAUAAAGAGUUUAACAGAAAUCCAUAUUGGCAUUUUUUUUGUUGUUGCCAUGAUAGCAUACCUAUACACUGUUAUGAACAAAGUUUGCGAGAUUGAGGGUUGUUGCUUACGCUUUGCUAUUGUGUGUGUGUACACAGGGAUUGACAUUAAAGUUCGAAAGGCACUUGUCAGGAGUAUUUUUUUUGGUUGCCAGACGAUUAUGAUUAAUUACCUAUUUACACACAGAAUUGCCAUAUUAUAUUACCUGCAAAUAGGGGAGGAAUCAGAAUUAUCAUUACUGGAAUUAUUUUUAAUUGAGUUGUUAUCAGUAAAAACAUUCUCAGAGCAGGCUCAACUUGCCAGACUGCCAUAAAUGAUCUGUCUUCCACUUAAACAAUGGGGAGGAACCAGAAAGAUCUGUUUUAGGCUACUGGAAUUCUUUGCAGUAUUCUAUAUAUAUAUUUUUACAAAUCACCUGCCCAAAGGGGCAACCUCAGAGCAGGUUAAACUUGCGAGACUGCUCAGGUCACUUGCUCCAGGCAAUAGAGAAACCCCUAAUGUCAAUCACUCGUACACCAUUGUUCAUGUGACAAGGUGGAGCUCACCGUGUUCAGGGCCCAAUGGAUGUCUGAACUGAAGCCCAACUCUGGGUCCAAUGGGGGGAACAGAGGACUGUCGUCAAGAGCUGCAGACCUGAGAAGAAAACAGGAACUGGCCCGGGAGGAAAAAGUAAGCUGUUUUGUUAGAGCCAUUUACACUGAACAAAAAUAUAAACGCAACAUGCAAAGUGUUGGUCCAAUGUUUCAUGAGCUGAAAUAAAAGAUCCCAGAAAUUUUCCAUAUGCACAAAAAGCGUAUUUCCCUCAAACUUGGCGCACACAUUUGUUUACAACCCUGUUAGUGAGCAUUUCUCCUUUGCCAAGAUAAUCCAUCCACCUGACAGGUGUGGCAUGCUGACUGCAGGAAUGUCCACGAGCUGUUCCCAGAGAAUUGAAUGUUAAUUUCUCUACCAUAAGCCACCUCCAGCGUAGUUUUUGAGAAUUUGGCAGUAUGUCCAACCAGCCUCACAACCGCAGACCACGUGUAACCACGCCACCCCAGGACCUCCAUAUCCGGCUUCUUCACCUGCGGGAUCGUCUGAGACCAGCCACCCGGACAGCUGAUGAAACUGUGGGUUUGCAAAACUGAAGAAUUUCUGCACAAACUGUCAGAAACCGUCUCCAGAAAGCUCAUCUGCAUGCUCGUCGUCCUCACCAGGGUCUUGAUCUGACAGCAGUUCGCCGUCGUAACCAACUUCAGUGGGCAAAUGCUCACCUUCAAUGGCCGCUGGCAUGCUGGAGAAGUGUGCUUUUUACAGAUGAGUCACGGUUUCAACUGUAUCGGGCAGAUGUCAGACAGCAUGUGGGCGAAGUGGUUUGCUGAUGUCAACGUUGUGAACAGUGUGUCCCAUGGUGGCAGUGGGGUUAUGGUAUGGGCAGGCAUAAGCUACGGACAACGAACACAAUUACAUUUUUUCGAUGGAAAUUUGAGUGUACAGAGAUACCGUGAUGCGAUCCUGAGGCCCAUUGUUGUGCCAUUCAUCCGCCGCCAUCACCAUGUUUCAGCAUGAUAAUGCACAGCCCCAUGUCGCAAGGAUCUGAACACAAUGUUUGGAAGCUGAAAAUGUCCCAGUUCUUUCAUGGCCUGCAUACUCACCAGACAUGUCACCCAUUGAGCAUGUUUGGGAUGCUCUGGAUCAAUGUGUACAACAGCGUGUUCCAGAUCCCGCCAAUAUCCAGCAACUUCGCACAGCCAUUGAAGAGGAGUGGGACAACAUUCCACAGGCCACAGUCAACAGCCUGAUCAACUCUAUGCGAAGGAGAUGUCGCGCUGCAUGAGGCACACCAGAUACUGACUGGUUUUCUGAUCCACACCCCUACUUAAAAAAAAAAAAGAAGAUUAUAUCUGUAUUCCCAGUCAUGUGAAAUCUAUAGAUUAGGGCCUAAUGAAUUUAUUUCAAAUGACUGAUUUCCUUAUAUGAACUGUAACGCAGUAAAAUCUUUGAAAUUGUUGCAUGUUGAGUUUUAAUUUUUUAUAUUUUUACACCAGAUAUUACUACCUGCCAUCAGCAUCAUCUUCACUAUCGUUCCCAACUUUUGUUUCUUUGUCUUAGGCCAGAGAGUUGUUCCUAAAAGCUGUUGAGGAAGAAGAGAAUGGAGCUGUUUAUGAAGGUAUGUCUGUGAGACAAGAUAGGCUAAGCCCAAGGCGGGCCAGUAUGGAAGAAAAAAAAAAAAUUUAUGCACUCACUAACUGGCUCUGGAUAAGAGCGUCUGCUAAAUGUGUAAAAUGUAAUUUCUAUUUUGUCUGAGUAUGAUGUGAUUGACCUUUUAAAUGGAUAGUUCACCCAAAUUACAAAAUGACACAUUGGUUUCCUUACCUAGUAAGUAGUCUAUGGACAAGGUAUGACAGCAAUCAAUGCUUUGGUUUUAUUUCCCUGGCACCGUUUCCAAAUGCUAACAUUUUAGCAUUUGUGGCAUAAAUCUCAUUCAAGUCAUGGUACCAUUUAGCAUUUUUUACACAUCAUGUUUAAAUCAUCCGUAAGUAUGAUUUUAAAAGCAAAGUAUGAUUUGAAAUGUUAAUAUUGGUACCAUGACUUGAAUGGAAUUCUUGUGUGGCUGUAGUUGGGAUUGGGAAUAAUGGUUUUACACAAAAGCAUAGCUAAACUUUUUUUCCCUCCCUAAUUUGCAGCAAUUAAGUACUAUCGCAGGGCAAUGCAGAUUGUGCCUGACAUUGAGUUUAAAAUCAACUACAGUCGUUCUCCUGAUCCAGAUGGUGGGUAAGUCUUUAUAUGGUGGUAUACAGUAACACUACAAUGAAGACUUCAUACUGAAAGUCACACCUCUUUUCCAUACAAGUCAUAUCAUGUGAAUGAUACUGCAUAUCUGUUUCCUAGCAAUGAGAAUGACAUGGAUGGUGAAAUAGAGGAUCUACUGGCCUACUUCCAUCAGCAGCUCACUCUGCAAGACAACUCUCUGAAGAUAUGUGUUCCUGAGGUGGAGAUGACUCAGAUGCACAUCUCAGGUAGAGCUUAUGCAAUAGUUAGGAAAAAUCCACACACCCAAGCACGUUAAAAAAAGUUAUGUUGGCUACUCUCAUGCUCCCACAGUGGUUUAUUAAGACGCACCCACAUACAAUGUUUCAAUCCCACUGGGAUAAGGGCGGCAGGUAGCUUAGUGGGUAAGAGUGUUGUGCCAGUAACCGAAAGGUCGCUGGUUCUAAUCCCCGAGCCGACUAAGUGAAAAAUCUGUCGACGUGCCCUUAAGCAAGGCACUUAACCCUAAUUGCUCCUGUAAGUCGCUCUGGAUAAGAGCGUCUGCUAAAUGACUAAAAAUGUAAAAAAAAAUCUUGGUCAGGAUUGAAACAUUUCAAUAAACCACUCAAUGAACCACUGUCUGGGAGAAUAUUGGCUUUGCAGUACUCGAUUAGUAUACUGGACUUUGUCUGGUUUGCCUUUACACAAACUUUGAAGGACUUCUAUACAGUACAUAAGCUGUCUCACUGUCAGUCUGUUCCUUUGGGUUUCUGUCCACAGCCCUGCCCCCAGAGGUCUUGAUAUACAUCUUCCGUUGGGUUGUGUCCAGUGAUCUGGACCUGCGUGCCCUCGAGCAGCUCUCCCUAGUCUGUAGAGGCUUCUAUAUUUGUGCUAGGUCAGACCAGUCAUUACAAAUCCAACAUAUUUUAAAUAUACUUUCCACAAACAUGGUUUUGAUUCAUUUAAAUUCAUGCUGAACUUUUUAGUGCUGUGAAACACUGGUCCAUACACUGCAUUAAAACAGGCUCCUGAAUAAUGUAUUGUUUUUUUCAAAUGAAACCUAGAUUGUUAUGCCCUUGGUGUUGAUUUCUCCUCAGGGACCCAGAGAUUUGGCGUUUGGCCUGUCUAAGAGUGUGGGGCCGGAGCUGUACCAAACUGGUGCCCUUCAACUCCUGGAGGGAAAUGUUUCUUGAGAGGCCACGUGUGCGCUUUGAUGGUAAACACUAAGGAACAUCACUUAUUUAUCAUCCUUAGAGAAAGAAAAACUCUAACAUAAGAGAGUGGAUUUGUUUCAUAUACUUCUCUAUUUUCUCAAUAUCAAUGCACAAUUGGCACGUUUAGCAAAAGUUGCAUAGCUAAAACUAGAUUGGUCCGAUUUUAUCAGAUGCUCGUUAUGUUUGGGAAAUUCAAUAUAUGGUAUUCAAUGUUGAUUUUGCAGGUGUUUACAUCAGCAAAACGGCAUACAUCCGUCAGGGAGAGGAGUCCCUUGAUGGAUUCUACAGGGCUUGGCACCAGGUGGAGUAUUACAGGUCGGUGCUUCAGUCAGUCACUGGUGUCCUUGUUAUGUUAUGUACUCCCGAGUGGCGCAGUGGUCUAAGGCACUGCAUCGCAGUGCUAGCUGUGCCACUAGAGAUCCUGGUUCGAAUCCAGGCUCUGUCGUAGCCGGCCGCGACCGGGAGACCCAUGGGGCGGCGCGCACAAUUGGCCCAGCGUCGUCCAGGGUAGGGGAGGGAAUGGCCGGCAGGGGAUGUAGCUCAGUUGGUAGAGCAUGGCGUUUGCAACGCCAGGGUUGUGGGUUCGAUAAAAAAAUAAUGUAUGCACUAACUGUAAGUCGCUCUGGAUAAGAGCGUCUGCUAAAUGACUAAAUGUAAAAUGUUAUGACAUGCUAAUGACCGUACAGUCGGACAAGACUAGCUAUACUGUUUGUAUCCCCAGAUAUCUGCGUUUCUUCCCUGAUGGCCAAGUCAUGAUGCUGACCACACCUGAGGACCCAAUGGUCACUGUUCCUCGUCUGCGUAGCAGGAACACCAGGUAUUUAGAAUGCAACAUACACUGGCAUCCAAGUCUGGAGUAACACAUUUGAGGGAAAAAUUUGUUUUAGAAGGUCACAACGGUUGGAUUUGUAACAUUCAUGGCUUUCCUUUUCCCUUUACACAGGGUGGAGUCCAUUAUGUGUGGUCAUUACCGUCUGUCGCAGGACACAGACAAUCAAACCAAAGUAUUUGUUGUCGUCUCUAAGAGAAAAGAAGAGGUGAGUGAGAGAAGUUACAGCAUUGGACAUGGAUGAAUUGAUGUGGGAAGGUAUUUGCAUAUUUUCCAUUCCUGUUAUACCUUAAACCCAACGAAAUAGGCAGUUUCCUCACCCAUUAACUGGUGCAACUGGUGCAGUGCUGGAUACAGAAUAGGAGAAAAUAAAAUACUGUACGUCAUUGUCCACAGAUGAUUGAAGAGUGCUUUGGCUAUUCAGUUCUGACUGCGGAUCCCUGUGUGCGUGUUCUCUCUUGACAGAAGGUGGCAGAGUACCAGAGAAACUCUCGGUUUUGCCGGCGGAACCCAGCGGCACUCGAGACAGAGCACAGCUUUCAUGUGGGACUGCAGCUGUCGUCUGGCGGGCGCCAGAGCUUCAACAAGCUGAAUUGGAUUCACCAUUCCUGCCACAUCAACUACAGGUAAUACACUGGGUAGUUAGGGUUUUGAUUUGACAGCAUUCAUUCAAUGAAUGUCAUUGCAAGAGAGAAAAGUGAUUGGGAAUGUAACUUUUCAUUGAGCUCUCAGGUAUCCAUCUCCUAAAGCAGCAUAAAUGUGAUUUGAAUGUUUUUUUAGAUCCACGGGAGAAACGGUUGUCACUGCCUUCGACUUGGACCAGAUGUACGCAUCUUUCUUCUUUGCACGUGUGAAAAGCUAUACAGCAUUUUCUGAACGCCCACUCUAGGGCAGCCUAGAGAGAAGAGAUACGUCACUACUGAAGUAGAAACCACCCAAAAGUUUACACAACACUAAAUGCAUAUUUCUUUGCCUGUUGGUUUUGGGCUGAACUAUGAUUUUGAAUGAAUGUAUACCAAUCAACCUGCAUCUGAUUCUAAACGUAGUGUGUGUGCCACAUAGCCAUUAUGUCUAUGGCUGUCACAGCAAACAAAAAAUAAUUAUACUGAUUCUUCUUUUAAAGACUGGAUAGAUGUCCAGUAUGAUGACAUAAAAUGUCAAUAAUAGGAGAUUUUUCACCCUUUUCCAACAAUGAAUAUUUUGACUGUUUUUGUUAAUUCUCUAGUAAGCUGUUUUCUCAUCUGUUAACUCAACUGGAAUAAACAAAUGUGGGAACUA
Coregonus sp. 'balchen' is the source of this 7361-nucleotide messenger RNA. NCBI's taxonomy places the organism in Eukaryota, Metazoa, Chordata, Actinopteri, Salmoniformes, Salmonidae. The record is from the annotation of a GenBank genome assembly.